GGGGCCGGAACGCGCGCGGUGCUGCAGCUACAGGGUCGGAGCAGAGGCCCGCUGGGCACUGCAGGGAGGCCCGCUCGCCGCACAUGGUGGCAGCGUGCCUCCGGGGCCUCCGCGCGGUGUCCGCGCCGGUCCGAUGCCGAUGACGACGGGCCCCGCCUAGCACGUCGCUGAGGAAUGAGGAGGAAUGCGAGGAGGGUCAGAAGAAGGGCCGAGGGGCAGCCAAAGGCAAGGC
Messenger RNA from Prorocentrum cordatum, 232 nucleotides. The record is from the annotation of a GenBank genome assembly. NCBI's taxonomy places the organism in Eukaryota, Dinophyceae, Prorocentrales, Prorocentraceae.